CGGUUGGGCUGCGAUAGAGGUCGUCGUCCGUUGCCGUGGUCCCUCAUGCCGUCGAGUUGUAAAACUGCAGGGUUGCAAGAUGCAUUUAGUAGUCUCGCGAAAGAAAUACCGUCCGUCACGCUGUUAAUCACGCUCGCACGGAUCGUAUAUGGUCAAUGCAGCGUCGCAAUCGGUUUCUCGAUCACGGUUUUCUAAUCGUUGCGCGGAGUGAUAGGCAGUCAAAAAACUUGUACGAAACAUUGGGGUGUACGGGGAAUACCCGGCUGUAAUGAUCGAACGUGAACAAGCGCCGCCGGCAUCACCAUGAGUUUCCAUUGAAUUGAUGUACGCGACAAAUUGACCCGGUUCGCUGCGUCAGCAAUGAAACGAUUUCACGUUUAACGAUAAAUAAAGUUACUAUCUGUUUGACCUUUCCGGUAACAUCGCGUAAUAUUUUCAUAUUUUCUAACCGUAAUUAACUAUUUGUGAAAUAACCGAAAACGUUAUGAUCCUACGACGAAAAUCCGCGCACGGCUGCAAUUGCCCUUGCCAUCAACAUUGCUCCACCAAAUGUGCAGAAGAUGUAGAGAGUAUGACUGGUGAGAUCGAGAACGGAGAUUUGGCAAUUCGAGAUGUUGCAGACCUUCUUCAAUCACAGUACGCUAUUAUAGCAGGAGGAAAAACUCGAGAAGGUUGUCCUAUAAUUACUUUUCCUGAUAAUGGUAAUUUUCAUAACUUAUCAGAGUUGGAUUAUCAACGUCUCAUGCUCUACCUUACUUCUGUGCCAACUUUACAAGAAGCUGAUCUUGGAUUUCAUUUAAUCAUUGACAGAAGGAACGAUAAGUGGAAUUCUGUGAAAACAGUCUUGUUAAAAAUUUCUGGCUUCUUUCCUGGCUUAGUUCACAUAGCAUAUGUUCUACGUCCAGCUGGAUUUUUACAAAAGGCUAUUUCUGAAGUUACUAAUAAAUUUUUUCGCGAGGAUUUCAAAUUCAGAGUUAUAUUUUUAGCAAACGUUGCUGAGCUUCAUGAGUUUAUAGAGACGGAUCAGCUAACCGAGCAACUUGGUGGUACUCUGCCGUAUUGCCAUCAUACUUGGAUACAAAACAGAAUUAGUUUAGAAAAAUUUUCAUCAAUGACACAAGACGUGUCUCUCGCAUUAGAUUCUUUCACACGGCGUCUAGCCGAAAUUGAAUUUCCUAAUAAUACCGUUGCGACCACGGCUCUACUAUCUCAACAACAAGUUGAGUAUAAUGAAUUAAAAGAAGAAAUCCUUAGUGCUGCAAGACAUGGUGAAGCAUUGUUGGACAGUGUACGGCAAUUAACCGGCAAGGGAACUGCUGAUAGAUUAGGAAAUGUUGCAGCAAUAGAAAGAUUACUUGUUCAGCUAGAAGAAACAGAACGUACAUUUGACUUAUUUUGGUCGCAUCAUAGUUCUCGUUUGAGACACUGCCUAGCUUUGAGACAAUUUGAAGCUGACUUUAGAGAAUUACAAGCAACUUUGGACCAACAUUUAAAAAGUAUAGAAGACAUGACGGAAGUCGGAGAAACCCAAGCAAGAGUUGAACAACUGCUAUUAGACACAACAGCAUUUCAGAGAAUAUGUAGAGGAGACAUAGAGCGAGCAGAGGAAGUUAUAUCAGCUGGUCAACAAUUACUAUCUGGAAGGCAUCAGUGUCCAACGGAUGUCGUAGAACCUAAGUGUGUGGAAUUACAGAGAAUUUGUACCAUUUUAAGUCAAAGAUUAGAAAGGCGAUUACACAUGUUGACUAAGUGUAGAGAACUCAUGGAACGUAUAGACAAGGCAAACACAUGGUGUACACGUGGAAUAGAGUUACUUGCAUCACAAAAUAACACAACACCAGCUGAUCAAGCACUUCAAGAGUUGCAAGAGUUAAUCGAAGCGGCAGAAGAAUUUCAUCAUCCAAGAUGUAUUUUUCAAGAUUCUGUAAUGCCCGAAACAAAAGCCUUAAUCACUCAAGUCUUGCAAAGAAUAGAAGACGUAUCUUUGAUGUGCGAUAAAAGAAUAAUGACAUUGAAGCAACAAUUGAUUAAACCAACAAGGCCAGUUCAAACAGUUACACCCGAGCCAGUUAAACCAAUGCAAUCACUGCCUCAAACUGUAAAGCCUGGACGAAUUCUUAAAAAAGCUAACACUAUGCCAAAGAUGGAGAUGAGUCCUAUAGAAGGAGAAUCUUCAUCGCCAGAAAAUGAAUCUAAGGAUAUAGAAGCUUUACGCUUAAAGCGUGGCCACGUUUUGGCCGAACUUGUUGAAACUGAACGAAUCUAUGUUGCUGAAUUAGGUUCUAUAAUCAAAGGGUACAAAAUGGAAUUAACGAAUGAAGCAAUGGCUCACUUAAUACCGCCAGCGUUAGUAGGCAAAGGAGAUAUUUUAUUUGGCAAUUUAGAAGAUAUUUACAUUUUUCAUGGAGAGACAUUUUUAAGAGAUUUAGAAAACUGUAUUUCAAAUACAGAACUUGUUGCAUUAUGUUUUGUACAAAGGCGUGAAGUAUUCUUCAGACUAUACAGUUACUAUUGUCAAAAUAUCCAAAGAUCGGAAAGAUUACGAGAACAGAUACAAGAUGAACUGCAGUUUCUUGUAACGUGCCAACAGAGACUUGGUCAUAAAUUACCUCUUGCGGCAUACCUAUUGAAACCUGUACAACGUAUAACAAAAUAUCAGUUAUUAUUAAAAGAUCUCUUAAAAUAUAGCGAUGAACCGUCUUGUUGUACUGAACUACAAGAAGCCUUAGAUUGCAUGCUUGUUGUAUUAAAAUGUGUUAAUGAUAGCAUGCAUCAAACUGCGAUUACUGGAUUCGGUGGUGAUUUAAAUGCACAGGGUGAGCUGUUAUUACAAGGCUCUUUCAGUGUAUGGAGUAGCAGUAAACGAGAACGUCUUCUCAGGUUAAAGCCAUCUCAGCGCCAUAUUUUCUUGUACGAGAAGGCUCUUAUAUUUUGUAAGCAUAGUAAACCGCAAGCUCACAAUAAAGCUACAUACCAUUUUAAGAGAUAUCUAAAGAUGUCACAGAUCGGACUCACGGAAUCGGUCAAGGGUGAUGCAAGGCGAUUUGAAAUUUGGCUUCAGGGUAGAGCUGAAGUUCAUACGAUACAAGCAUCGACUAUCGAAGUAAAACAGUCCUGGGUGCGUCAAAUUAAAGGCGUUUUAAUGUCUCAGUUAGCAGAACUUAAGGGAAAACAAAAUUCUGCUCUUGGAAAAACCAAUCAUAAACCAUUACGACAAACGAUUUCAUGGGAAGCUCAAGGGAGUGUAUCUGGAUCUCUGCGUACACUCUCGGUGGACGGUAACAGCGUUAUAUCGCAUAUCACAGAUGUUUCACAAUCAACAGAAGACGAUGUUGCUUGGAGUUCAGAAAACAGUAACACCGACGAUGAAGAUGCAUUCAGUGAAAAUGCCGGUCCAGCUCUUGGUGGAAGAUACAUAGCAUUAGCUGAUUAUUGUGCAGUUGGCCAAUCGGAGGUGACUAUGCGCGAGGGAGACAAUCUAGAACUUCUUAAAGUCGGUUGUGCUGGCUGGUGGUUUGUAAAAUUGAUAGGUACUGAAAUAGAAGGAUGGGCACCUGCGGCUUACAUGGAACCAAUUAAUCGAAAAACUUCGCGUAGCUCUCAGUCGGUUAAUAGCCAAGAGACCAUAUGAAACAGGCGCCUAACACACUAGAUUUUUCCUAGUGUGUUAGCCCCCAACUGUCUCGUUGAUGAGUAUCGAUUGUUAUAGUAUUAAAAAUUGCAUAUGGAGGCUUUUGUAAUAUAAAAGGUACGAGGAAGACUUUGGAAUUUUGCAUAAAACGCAACCAGUAAUUUAUAUACAUCGUAUUAAAUUUGUUAUUCUCAAUGCAACGUUCUCUAUUCGACGUAGCAAUAUGCGCUUGAUUAAUAUGAUUAAUCACUCAGCGAUUAUAAUAACAGUAAAUUUUUUAGUUGAAGUUACAUGAAAAUUAAUUCGAAAGAAAUAUUUGGCAAUUUUUUUAAUAAGAUGUCAGAAAAUAAGAUGGAAAUUGUAUACACUUCUGAUUACAUAAAGUGCACUCCAGAAAAUUUGUUGACGUAAAAUCUUUAUGUGAAAAAACUAGAAUAUGUAUUUAUGAAACAAAUAUAUUGAUUAUUAGAUUUAUUCUUACAAAGAGAAUAACAUUUAUAGAAUUGUACAAACCGAGUUUCGAUAGCGAAUUAAUAUCAUAUACACAUAUAUUUGCAUUUACGUGAUUUAAGAUUGCUACGGAUAAUGCAAAUGUAGUAUGUAAUGUUACAUACUGUAAUACUAAUACAAAAACGACUACAAUGAAAUACAAUCAUUUAUAUAAUUCUGUUAUCAUAUUUGCAAAAGUUUGCAUGGAAGUAUAAACUAUAAAAUUUAUCUAUACUUAAAAGCCUACAUGCCACUUGGCCGUAUGCAAAACUUCCAAAGUUUAUAUAAGACUUGGGAUCAUUUUGUUCAGUGUAAUUUGUUAAUAAUGCUUGCAAUACUUUUCAUAUACUGAAAACUUGAGUACAGUUAUUAAAUAAAAUCGAAUGUAUUGUUUUUAUAUUCACAUAAUUUAAAUACGUAAGUUUCUUUGCAAAUGUGCAUCUGUUUAUUCAUACAAAUAAUACAAUACAACAGUAUUAAGAUUUUAUCUUGAUAUUUAGAAAAGAAAGCGAAUUUAGAAUAUUUGCAAACUGUCGAAAAGUGAUCAAAGAAUUUUUUAAAUUGAGAUAUGCUGAACAAAUAUUUAUUUGGUACUUCUGUAAAUGAAUUAUAAAAAACUUAGUAGAAGUACUUUGUUGUUAUAUGAGUAUAGCUAGAACACAGAACAUAUUGUUAAUAAGUCUUUGUGACCAAACAGCUUGAUAUUAGUAACUAUUUUAGUAAUUAAUAAAUAACUUAUUUAAAAAAUAUUUAAAUAAAGUGAAAGCAGAUAAUUGCAAAGAAAUAAAUAACAUACACACAAGAUUUUUAGAAAAUAAAAGAUUAACACCAAGUAUUGUGCAAUAUUUAACACUGAUUGUAAGAAAAUAUAGAAGGAAACAUUUUAGUAAAAGAAGCAAUUUCGAUUUUAGCAGAGCUAAUAAUCUGUUAAUAUCUUAAGUAUUUAAUGAUAAUGAAACGUGUAUAAUAUUGUAAUUUGUACUAAAACUUUAUAUGAAUGCAGAAAAAAAUUAGGAAAUUGUUAAGAAUUAACAUUUUCUUGUAGGUACAUAGAGUGCAAUAAUUGUGUUUAUUUUACAAGUAAAAAUCAUGAAUCCAUUAUUACAUAAUUUAUAUUACUUAGACAACUGUUAAUUAAAUGUAGCUUAUAUAUUAUUUAUAUAUAACAAAAUUCUAUUGUGAUCAUAAGGUACACAUAUUGAGUACAAAUAAUUUAUUUUAAUACUAAAAAUAUUAUUAAAAUAAAUUCAUGUUGUAAUGAUUAUACUUGAAUAUCAUAAUAAACGCAUCUCCAUAAUUUAAAUACACACCAUGCGCGCGCGCAUACACAGAUAUACAUAUAAUUUAUAGAUACAUUUUCAAUGUUUAAUUGAAACAUAAUGUGAAUAUUCGACCAAAGAAAAUUUUGCACUUUUCUUUGGUAAGAUACAGAACUGGAGGUAUUAUUAACUUAAGAUAGCUAAUGUCAGUUAUUACGUUGAGUAUAUUAAUUUUGUAAUUAAUUUAUCGUCUUUAUCCAUUUCCACGCCGUCCUAAUAUUAACUAGUUAUAGGGUUUAACCAGACAAAGUGCAUUAUUAUUUUAUAUUCCCAGUUUGCAAUUUAUUUUAAAAGUAUUCAAGGAGUUCUAUAUGCACUAGUUCUAUGUGCAUGAUAAUAAAAGUUGAAUAUUGUUAUACAUUUACGAAAAUAAUUUUAAUUAUUUAUCAUUUCAACAUUAAAGAAAAGCAAGUAUAAAAUGAGUUGUGCUGUAUGCUACAUAGUACAAUUAUUCAUUUCACCCUAUGUAUGUAACUUAAAAUUUUAAACAAUUUCUUUUUAUUGUUUCUUCCAUUACAAUACAUGUUCUAGUAUAAGUGAAUAAAGUGAUGUUCGAGUUUUUAAAAUUUUUUGUAGACAACGUUGAAUUAACAUAUAGACAAUAAAUACACGCCCUUUGUGGAAAGAUUCCAUUUUGAACUUAUAACGAAUAUAGUAAUAAUUUUUGACAUGAAUAAAACAAUGUUAACAUACUUCCUUUUAGAAUUCUGAUAAGCAGCAAACUUCUAUAGAGCAUAUAUUCGCUCUGUACAAUAUUAAUAGAACUACUGUAUAAGAUAAUUAGCAAUGCUAGCUUUCUUCGAAAUAUUAAGACACACAUUAAUUUACAAAAACUGAAGUGUAGUUACAUCAUUAACUACAACAUUUAAUGAACGGUUCCUUUGGUUGUUCCUUUAUAGUAAAUUUAAUAAAAUUUAUUUUUACAUACUUAAAGAAAAUAUGAACGCUAACAUUUUUCUGUAUCUUUACAAUGUUGAGAUAGAAAUUUUUAAAGCUAUUUUAAUGAAGAAGAAACAGAAAUAGGGUUGUCAUUAAAAAUGUAGUGUCUUCUUUUUUUAUUCUAAUUCUGUUCACUCUCUUUGUAAAGAUGGCACUGUGAUUAGUGUUAUAAUAAUUGCAAUUAAAUGAGUAAUUACACAAGUCAUUAGCAUUUAUUUAUUAAUUAAGGUGUUGAGAUAUGUUACAAAUAUUGUA
Messenger RNA from Nomia melanderi (Alkali bee), 6633 nucleotides. Its product is annotated as guanine nucleotide exchange factor DBS. Gene Ontology annotation, molecular function: protein binding; guanyl-nucleotide exchange factor activity. Gene Ontology annotation, cellular component: cytoplasm. Lineage: Eukaryota; Metazoa; Arthropoda; Insecta; Hymenoptera; Halictidae. The record is from RefSeq and is a predicted model, not a curated record. Gene Ontology annotation, biological process: intracellular signal transduction.